Molecule: messenger RNA, 2373 nt
Organism: Saitoella complicata NRRL Y-17804
Lineage: Eukaryota; Fungi; Ascomycota; Saitoellomycetes; Saitoellales; Saitoellaceae
Product: trehalase
Exons: 2
Coding region: 1-2373 (790 amino acids)
Biological process (GO): trehalose catabolic process
Cellular component (GO): cytoplasm
Molecular function (GO): alpha,alpha-trehalase activity; calcium ion binding
Source: RefSeq, a predicted model, not a curated record
AUGGCAUCACCAUCGGGUACAUCACCGGGGAGGCCAGACCCUUUGACACACGCAGCAAUCUACUACGGCGAGUCCCACCGUACGAAGCAAAACCGUUCUCGAACCCUCUCAUCCGCUGGCGCCAAUACGAGUCUUCAGCGGAUUCGGAUGGGGCUGAUGAACAAGGAAGCUCCACGUCGUAGACUGAGUCACGACGAGCCCCAAUCACAGCCGAGAAAGUUCCUGAUUGAGGUUGAGCCGACGUUGAAAGCUUUACUUGAGAGUGAGGAUUCGGAUGGGAAUAUGCAGAUUACCAUUGAGGAUGCGGGACCGAAGGUGUUCACAUUGGGGACCGCGAACAGCGGUGGGCAUAACAGAUUCGAUAUCCGAGGAACCUAUAUGCUUUCGAAUUUGUUGCAAGAAUUGACCCUCGCAAAGGAUUUCGGAAGAAAGCACAUUCUCCUCGACGAAGCACGCUUAAACGAAAACCCUGUCGCCCGUCUCAAUCGUCUUAUCCGUACCACCUUCUGGGACGGCCUAACCCGCCGCAUCGAUGCCUCAUCCCUCGAAAAGAUCUGCGCAGACACGAAAAACCGCUCGACAGACCCGAGGCCGCGUAUCUACAUCCCAACCAAGGAACCAGAGAUGUACGAGUAUUAUUGUAAGGCGGCGGCGGAGAUGUCGCAUCUGAAUUUGCAGGUGGAGUAUUUGCCGGAGACGAUUGAUGCUGUUUGGGUCAAGGACGCGAAUCAGAAACCGGGGUUGUUGGCGUUAGCGAUGGAGAAGGUUGUCGAUCCCGUCACGGACGUGGUUCAGCUCCGGGGUAUGCCAUUCGUUGUCCCCGGUGGACGAUUCAAUGAGAUGUACGGCUGGGACUCGUAUUUCGAAUCUCUUGGUCUCCUCGUCGAUGGACGCGUUGAUUUGGCGAAGGGGAUGGUUGAGAACUUCAUUUUUGAGAUCACGCAUUAUGGAAAGAUCUUGAAUGCCAACAGGUCUUACUAUCUUACGCGUUCUCAACCCCCGUUUUUGACGGAUAUGGCGUUGAGAGUGUAUGAUAAGAUCAAGCAUGAAGGUCCUACCGCAGACGACUUCCUGAAGCGUGCGCUCUGGGCUGCGAUUAAGGAGUACAAGACUGUUUGGGUGUCUGCGCCGAGGUUGGAUCCCAUCACGGGGUUGUCACGGUACAGACCUGAUGGAAUUGGGAUUCCGCCCGAGACGGAGGCGAGUCAUUUCGAGCAUAUCUUGGAGCCGUUCUGUACGAAGAACAACAUGACCUUCGAGGAGUUCCAGGUUGCGUACAAUGACGGUAUUGUCCAUGAACCUGAGCUCGACGAGUACUUCAUGCAUGAUCGUGCUGUCCGCGAGUCGGGACAUGAUACGACGUACCGUUUUGAACACGUUUGUGCGAACUUGGCGACGAUCGACCUCAACACCUUGCUCUACAAGUACGAAACCGACAUCGCGAAGACCAUCCGCGAGAAAUGGCAUGAUAAAUUCCCGAUGCCAGAUGGUACGUUCGAGUCCUCGUUCACCUGGGAUCGUAGAGCGAUGAAGAGGAAGGCGUUGAUCGAUAAGUAUUUGUGGAACGAGGCGGAUGGGUUGUACUAUGACUACGACACCGUUAAGCGGGAACAAGCGAAGUAUGAGAGUUGUACGGCGUUUUGGGCAUUGUGGGCGGGAUGUGCGUCUCCCCGACAAGCUGCGGCGCUCGUCGACAAGAGUUUGUCGAAGUUUGAGGUGCUUGGUGGGCUCGUGGCUGGUACCGAGCGAUCCUGCGGAAAAGUUGACUUGGAUGCUCCUAGUCGACAGUGGGAUUAUCCCUCUGGUUGGGCACCGCAGCAGAUGCUCGCCUGGGAAGGUCUCUGGCGGUACGGGUAUGAGGACGAAGCUCGCCGUUUGGUCUAUAGGUGGUUGUUUAUGAUGAUCAAGAGUUUUAUGGAUUACAAUGGUGUGGUGGUAGAGAAGUACAACGUCACCCGCGCCUCAGACCCACACCGCGUCGACGCGGAGUACGGAAACCAGGGUCUUGAUUUCAAGGGUGUUGCCCGUGAAGGUUUCGGGUGGGUUAAUGCUUCGUAUCAAGUCGGUCUCUCGCAGUAUACGACAUCGAGGAUGAGGAGGGCGUUGGGGGCGAUUGUGCAUCCUGAUGUUUUCUUUUCAGACAAGAGUGAUGAGUACCUCUUGGAGAACGAGCCGGACCCGUUCUUUGAGGGUGGUGCGGGGCAGGGAUCUGGAGGGGUGGAGCAUAUUGUGCCAAGUCCUGCUUUUGCGGCGGCUGAGGCGAGGAGGGCGGCUGAGGAGAGGGGCAGUGAGGAAGGUGGGGUGCCGACGAGUGAGAGGGCUGGGAUGGGAAUGCAGAGUGAGAUGGAGAAGUUGUCUGUGCAAGAAGAGUAA